UGGCUCCUUGUGUGCGCUGCGCGCUGCGGCUUUUCGCGCCUGCGUAGUGCGCCCCCUCCCUUUCUGCCUCCUCUGCCGCCAUGGCGCCAGUGAAAAAGCUUGUGGCGAAGGGGGGCAAAAAAAAGAAGCAGGUUUUGAAGUUCACCCUUGACUGCACCCAUCCUGUAGAAGAUGGAAUCAUGGACGCUGCCAAUUUUGAGCAGUUCCUCCAGGAGAGAAUCAAGGUGAAUGGGAAAGCUGGGAAUCUUGGCGGAGGGGUUGUGACCAUCGAACGGAGCAAGAGCAAGAUCACUGUCACCUCUGAGGUGCCUUUUUCCAAAAGGUAUUUGAAAUAUCUCACCAAAAAAUAUUUGAAGAAGAACAAUCUUCGAGACUGGUUGCGUGUUGUCGCCAACAGCAAAGAGAGUUAUGAAUUGCGUUACUUCCAGAUUAACCAGGAUGAAGAGGAGGAGGAGGAUGAGGAUUAAGACACAUUGGUCUGGAAUGUUUUGUAUUAAUUCAUAAAUAAAAUUUAGGAACAAAA
Messenger RNA from Psammomys obesus (fat sand rat), 523 nucleotides. RefSeq names its product ribosomal protein L22 (gene Rpl22). Gene Ontology annotation, cellular component: ribosome. Gene Ontology annotation, biological process: cytoplasmic translation. The record is from RefSeq and is a predicted model, not a curated record. NCBI's taxonomy places the organism in Eukaryota, Metazoa, Chordata, Mammalia, Rodentia, Muridae. Bases 81 to 467 code for a protein of 128 amino acids. Gene Ontology annotation, molecular function: RNA binding; structural constituent of ribosome. The transcript has 4 exons.